This is a messenger RNA of Paramisgurnus dabryanus, 11002 nucleotides long. RefSeq names its product junctional cadherin 5 associated b (gene jcadb). Gene Ontology annotation, biological process: positive regulation of blood vessel endothelial cell proliferation involved in sprouting angiogenesis. Lineage: Eukaryota; Metazoa; Chordata; Actinopteri; Cypriniformes; Cobitidae. Gene Ontology annotation, cellular component: ruffle membrane; adherens junction. The record is from RefSeq and is a predicted model, not a curated record.
CAUUAGCGCUCGCGCACAGAGCUCCACUAAACGUCAAAUCAAGCAGCAAUUUCACGCAUGCCUGACGUCAGCACUUCGAUUAGGAGAGCGCGAGAGCGACAGGCGAGGGAAAAUAAACUUCACGCACACUUUGGGAGAAACCAUUCGGCGAUCGCUGUUUUUUCUCCCUCCGCUCGGUGAGUAGGAGAGCCGGCCCGCUGCUGCAGGCAUGCUCAGCUGAAGGCUCUUGCAGUUGGAGCCGCUCGCAGCCACUGACGCCGGGCGCAGGCGAACUGCGACGGCCGCGCCAAACGAGCACCAGUGAUGGCCUCUGCUGAGCAGCUGUGUCCCCACCCGCUGCACCAGCACUGCCCAUAGGCCACACACGCAUACACACAUACACAACGCCUAUAGCCUCCCUUUCCAACACGUCCUUACACACACACACUCCACCAUGUACAGUGUGGAAGACCUGCUGAUCUCUCAUGGAUACAAACUGCCCAGGAGUGCACCUGCCUCCUCCGCUUCCGCUGCGCCUUAUGACAAUCGAAACAACGAAUGUCGUCGUGACAAUAUAGAGAACCGGCCCACUGCUAGUGGUGCUGCCGGUGGUGGUGGUGCUCUGAAUGGAUUUGGGACAACUGAGGGGGGAGCGGACGGCAGGACAGAAGCGAGCACCGGGGUGUACCGACCUGCGCCGGUCAAGGCUUACCCAGAAAACAACAACAAUAUUAACGAGGGCCACGACAGAAUUCAGCGGAGAUUGGAGGUUCCUGUUGCUUUCCUUGGUGACUUGCAACCUCUGGGCGACUCUCUUGCUACAGACAGCGGGUUCUACGAUGCCCCCAGCCUGACAUUCUCUGAACAUGCAGAUGAAAGAGAUAUUUCAUUCUGGAGAAGGAGAGGACAGGACUUUGGUGCGCUACUGGACUAUGCUGAUCCCAGGGAGCUUAGAGUGUCUGGAGGAUUGUGGCGAGGCCCGGUGCUAGGCGUUGAAGAGCUGAGAGCUGAGAGGCCGCUGGCACGGUGGGAGGAAGGGCCAUGGUUACGGGAACCAAUAGACUCGGGCCCAGAGACUUUACGUGUGACUGGGGAGCGAAAAUGCCAGAGCCUUGGCACAGAGGAAUGGCGCCCUGCAGUAGGGCUGGGUCGGCAGUUGUCAGAUGGAGAGGCUGAACAUUGGUCUCUGGAGCAGCAACACCGCCUUCGACCAGCAGAGGGCAGUGUUACUGCCACAGUGCGAGCCAAGUCCCAGUCGCUCCCUCGAGUCCUUUCCCCCGAGGAUCCACACUAUGGAGAAAUUCCUCAAACCAGUGCCCCAAAUCAUCCCCCUACACAAAGAAGUAGUAGCUCUGCACCAUAUGGUCGAUACCACAGUGAGUGGCCAGCAGGGGAGAGGUGGAGUGGACAGACCCAAAGUCACGGCCCCGCUGCAGUUGUACCAAAGCCACGAUUCAGCCGCCCCGUCAAACCUCCGUCUUAUGAGACUCACCAGCAAAACAGGGGGAGCUGGGAAACUCUGUCAUCUGAGCCUGUGUCCAAACCCAGGGACCGGUCAGUGUGUUUCACUCAGAAUUUUGAACCACUCAGAGACAGGUCUGGUUGUUAUUCUCAGAGUGCAGAGCCUCUGAGAGAUCGGUCCAUUUGCUUUUCACAGAGUGCGGAACCACUCAGAGACCGCUUGAUGAGCCACUCUCAGAGUGCUGAACCACUAAGAGACCGAUUUAUCAGUCAUUCACAAAGUGCAGAACUUCUGCGGGACCGCUUUUUCACCCAUUCACAUAGUGCUGACCUGUUAAGGGACCGAUCACUUUGCUAUUCUCAGAGCUCAGAACUGCUUCGAGACAGGUCCAUUUGUUACUCCCAAAGUGCAGAACUUCUGAGACCAGAAGCAUAUAGGGCAGAUCUGUUUUACCAUGAACUGACUGGCAUGGAGCCACCUGGUUACAUCCCACCUCCCUCUUACAGGAGAUUCCUGCCACCCAGGAGUGGACAGAACUACAGAGCGGACUCUGCACUUGUUCGGUGGAAGCGUGAGCCAGUAAGUGCAGAGAUGGGCCAGUGGUUUUCCAGGACCUCAGGAUUGUCCUGGUCAGAACGGCGUGAAGACCGAAGCAUGGCGGUAGUUCCGAGAAGGCCUGUGCAUCCAGGGCCUGUUGUACCAAGCCGUCCGGGACUUUUCCAAUAUGUCCAAUUUGAUGACCCGCGUAUCAGGCAAGUCUCAGGGGGGCCCUGUGGAAACUCACUCACAGACGCGGACAAGAUCCGUCACGUCAACAAAGAGCUUCCCUGCGCUGCAACUUUAGGACAAUCCACACUUGAUAGUGCCUUUCUCCCUUCACAGGGACAGAGUCUUAGCACGGACACUAACAAACCGGCUCUCACUGAACAGGAGAACUCUAACCGCUGGCACAAGGGAAUGAACAAAGGCAGUGACACUGUAGCAACUGAUCAGAGCUGUGUCAAGUACCCUGCAGCCUUUCAGACCAGACCUCUGCAACCAAUCGUUAAAACAGACAGAGGAACAGAGCAGCAGAAUAAAGUAGACAGAAUUGCAGACCAGGUCAAGGUGGAGGGAACAACAGAGCAGGUAAAAGUGGAGAGAGGUGCUGAACAGAUAAGAACAGACCAAAUCAAAGUGACAGAGCAAGUGAAAACCGAAAAUAGAGUUAUAGAACAAAUCAAAUUGGAAAAGCCUACAGAUCAAGUCAAGCCAGAUAGGUUUACUGACAAGCAAAUAAAGGUGGAAAGGUUAGCUGACCUUAUACAAGUAGACAGAAUCCCAGAUCAAAUUAAGGCUGACAGAUAUACGGACAAACAAAUUAAGCCUGAAAUCAAAGCAGAGAAAAUGUCUGAAAAGCCUGCUAAAGCUGACAGAAUAUCAGACAAGCAAAGUAAAGCUGAAAGACUUCUAGAAAAACACUUGAAGAUAGAUAGGAUUUUAGAAAAACAACUUAAGGCAGAUAAAAUGUUAGAAAAACAAUGUAAGCCUGAAAAAUUUGCAGAGAAGUCGAAUAAGGCUGACAAACAGGGAAAAGCAGACAGCAGUACAGACCAGAUAAAAGGUGAGAAAAACACUGACAAGGCUGGAAAAGCUGACAAAUCCAUGGAUAAAGGUUCCUCAGAGAGUGUUUCAACUGUAAAGACAGAACCAGUGCAGGAACCUGAAAAAAAGAGUGUAAAAAAGAAACUCAGUGAGACUAUUUUCUGCCUUGUGUCUGUGCCACUUUCACAGUCCAGUGCUAAAUCUAGAGAUCAAAACAACAAUGAAGAGAAGGAACCUGACUCUCCUCCAAUUCCUCCUCCUCCUCCACCAAGCUCCUCUAGCGAGAACAGCAACACUCUCGGCUCCCUGCCAAACCAAAGCCUAAAAAGCACAUCCACCACAUCUACUGACUUGGAGCUACAAGCACUUACGCUAGGUAGCUCUGGAAUAGGCAGUGGGACCAGUAGCAUAGCCACAAGGAGGGCUCAUCGCAGAAGGAACUCACGCUCCAGAAUCAUUAAGCCAAAUCCACAUGAUGAGCUCAGACGGUAUUCCGGAGCUUGGCCAGGGGAUCAGUACCGUGAUCAGGAGACCCAGACAAGCCCUGAGCCCAUAAAGAGCAAUGCAAUCCCAGCUCCUACAAACACAGAAGCACAAGAUGCUCCUGCUGCCCCAGAGGUACCAGCUUCUGCUGAGAGUACAACAGUGGCUCCGGGGGCUGCCCCAGGUGAACAUGGGGCUCCAUCGGCUUCAUCAGCUCCAUCAGUUCCACCAGCUCCAGCAGCUUCAGCAGCUCCACCAGCCUCAGGAGCUCCCAACCCCAGCACCCCUUACGGGUAUCCAAUGAAAGGCCAGAAAAGCCUGAAACCAUCCAGCAACAGCGCCUUUUCAAGGACAGGUACCUUCUCCAAGAGCACAGGUUCUCACAGACCUCCAUUACAUCCCCCGCCACACCCUCCACCCCCACCUCCGACCCAGCCUCCAUCACAACCUCCACCUCCCCCACCAACACAGCCCCCACCUCAGUCCCCACCAUCAGAACAGCCCGAAGAGGCAAAGUCAGCCACAUGCCCAAACCCAGAGGCUUCUAGUCAGAUCAUUCUGAAGCCGGUGAGUCGGCGACCUUGGGAUGCCAUUGAGGAGCUUGAUAUGAUCAAUAAAGAGUUGCAAGAUCAAGCAGGUAAGCAGCCUAGCGUGGACCAGUGCAUUGAGGAUCUAAAUGAGGCCUACAAAGAUAUAAUGGAGCUCAGCACUGCCAGCAAUAACCUUCCCAACCGUUCCUCCAUGCAAAUUCCUGAUCGUAUUAAAUCCAGGCUGUCAACAGAUCCACUUGGAAUUCCUGCAACCGCACUUCGCCCUAGCUUGGUGCCUGGAGGUGACCCAGAAUAUAGGGAGGUGAAGAGCGCCUUUUCCCGUCCAUCAACUGGGAAAAGUGUAAGCUUUAGCAAACAGCUAAGAGAGGAGAUUUGUCCUGUUCCUCCCCUUCCAGAACCAGGUUUUAGAGAUUACAAAACAGUCAUGUCCCAGAUAACACAACGCAAAGCCUGCAGGUCAGUGAAACUGGAAAUGCUAGCCCCAAGAGAGACCCAAAGAGAUGAUGAUUUCAUUUUACAUACCUCCUCCACUUCUUCCAUGCCAGCUGAGCUCCCGUGGGGAGACAGACAGCCCAUGCAGGAUGCCUCCACUCUAACCAGUCCCCCAGACUAUGAGCACAUCUGUCAAACUCUCCAAAUGACUCGUGACUCUGGAGCUGUUAGCCGAGCUUCUGUCAGAUCAAAACCAGGGAGUGCCAUGAGUGUCGAAACCCCUCAACAUGUUCCCAUUCCUGGUAGGCCUCCAGUAGAUUCAGAGCAGCCAUGUUGUUCCUUGUCACUAGAUGUGAGACAGGAGCCAGUCUCUUUAUUCAGGGAGGAAAGAAGCUUGGGUUUUAGGAGGGUAACAAGCCAGUCUAACAGAUUUCUUAAUAAUAGGGGUGUACUGUGUAGCAUUACAACUGGAAAGCCGGUUGGAGACAAAACGGGUCUAGAGGCAAAUCCAGAGGUACCUGCUGACUGGCAGAUGCAGUUAUCAUUAGCUGAAAAACAUAUUGCUACUCUUAUUACAGGAGAGGGUUCAGCAGGAGACAUUGAUAAAUCAAAAAAAGUUAAUGUUGAUGAAGACAUUCACGGCGAGUCAGUUAAGAAUGAAGAGAGCAAAAAUACAGAGACUAAUGUAAAGGAUGAUAUCGUUACUGCUCAGCAGAAACAUCUAGAAGUACAAGAGAAAGAAAGGGAGCAAAUUAAGAUUACUGAAAGUCAACAUACUGAAAUGACAGAGGAUGUUAAAGCAGAGGACACCUCUAAAGAGAAGACACAAACAGAACAAGAAAAAUGUGAUCAUAAAGACCCUAAGACUGAAGAAAGAAACCAAGAGAAUAAUGAGACCACAGAGGCAAAAAAAGAACCAGAAGUCAAUUUGAGAGUAAAUAAGGCUGCAAUGUGGACCCAAUCAGGUGUGGAUUCAGAGCUUCGACCUGAAUUUCCACCAGAACACCUUCCCCUAUCAGUGUUACCUUCCACUAAUCGUAGAUUGUCUCUAGGGCUGGAUUGGGAGAUGGGUGGUUGGGAAGGGGAAAGUUUAGGACAAGGUGGCUUCUGGUCGAAAGAGAGACUGUCUCUUGAUGCUGAACAGUGGAGUAUUUGUGGGGAGCGGAUGGGCUUAGACAGUGAUAAACAAGAAGGAGGUGGUGAAAAACUGGGUCUGGGGGGUUGGCGUGGGUGUGGGAUAGACAGACAAGCUGAUUCAGAAUGGGACUUGGAUACUAAUCAACAAGAUAGUGGUGACAAAGAGGAGGUUUCAGACACAAAGCAGAAAACACUUAAUCACAGUGAAGGUCAGAGCAGUCCAGCCUCUAGCACUAAUAAAGUGCAGCAUAAACAAGACUCUGCAAAUAAAGGCAGUGAUAAGGAGCAGAGUCAAGGUUCUGAAGAACGUCAAUGUGCAACCAUAGAGAGAAGGAGCCGUGGACUUUCCCAAAGAAUAGAGGCUCUUUUUACAGCCCCGCCCGGACAUGGCUCAGAGGAGAGGCUUGCCCGAAUGAGGGAGGUGGACACUGUCUCACGAAUGAGACGCCUGAGCCUCCGUAGCUCAGACUCUUGGGAUGGACUGCAGGGGGUGGGAAGGUGGGCAGAGUUUGGGAAGGAGGAAGAUUGCCCACUUCCUGGCCCACAGGAAACUUUAAACAUCACGAAGGGAGAUGCCCUUCCCCCAGUUAGCAGUGAACCUAAAGAAUCUACAAACGAUCAGGCAACUCUAAAAGAGUCCCAGGAGCCCAGCCAGGCAGAAAGGUCGUAGCUGAACCCUAGAGGUCAUCCACCUGAGGGACAGCCUCCAGCACUGUGACCUGGCUGUCUGCUAAAUGCCUUCAUCCUCAUAUGCUACUAAAACAUCCUCAGACAUUAAAUUGCACACAUACACAUGCACAUACAAGCUCAACGUUAGACACAGAUACUCAGAGACAUGUCUCUUAUGCUAAUAUUUCCCUCAUACAGAUACAUUCUUACACGUGCAUACGUGUAUGCAAACAGACACAAGGAUACUCAUUCUCAUGUAUGCAGACACUCAAAUGCAUUCAGAACACAUUUGCCACACUGAGACAUCUAAAAUGGCCUUUUUCUCCGACAAGAGCAUUGUGUAUCGACUCCACUCCAUGUCCACUCUGUUCCAGCUCUGCUGGCUUUCUAAGUGUUUGCUGUUCCACUGCCAGAAGGAGGCAAGUUCCCAACAAUGCCCCCCCUCCAUAUGUUACCGUUGUCAUCAUGUCCCGUUUCUGUCAGUUCUCACUAUUGCCAUCCUUUCAACCCCCAGCAAAUUUUGGCCGGUUGAAUAUUGUUAGGUGCAAAAACAAAGAGCGAACAUCGUUGUGUUACCUAGAAUCAUACAAAACAAAGUCUCUGUCUUGCGUAAGAAACUAUAGACUGUUUGAAAAGUAUGACAGAACAAUCAGUGGAGUUUAAAACCAGCCAAAACCAACUCUGCAAGUCCUUUCCUCACAUAUUUGCAUGUUUCUUCUACCCUCAAUCUGUUUUUACUAAGACCUCAGUCGUAACUUUUCAUCUCACUAAGCUUGCAUACAUCUUAUUAAUUUUUCCUUCAUCUAGACAGUGUUAUCUCUGCGCACCGACGUUAACACCUUUGUUUGUGUCCUCAUCGUUCAACGUUCAGUCUCUAUGUAGUCGACGUCCUGUGCUACACUUCUUAAUUACAAUGACCACGAGUGAUUGACUUUACACUUUAACCAUUAUAAAUCCUUAUAUUGCAGUGAACCAGUAUCGAUCUUUCAUCUGUUUGUUUCCCAUUCCUCUUGCUGACUGAACCUCACUGUAUUUUCUUUAAGAUGAACCCCACCCUAACACUGUGUUCUAAGCGUAACACGAUGUCAAGCAAUUUUUACUCUUUGUCACUGAAGGUAAAAAGCUGCAUGAAGUGACGCAAAUACAGCCAAUCAAAAAAAUCAAACCCAUUUACAUUUAUGCAUUUGAUAGAUGCUUUUAUCCAAACUGACUUGCAGUGCAUUUAAAGGUAUUAAUAUUUGUUCAUAUGUUACGGCAGCAAAGUCCUUGAUUAUUACGGCAGAAUGAGAGUAUAGUUCAUAGCCAUAUAUGCAUAAAAAAAUCACAGCUUUUAAUUUUCCGUCUGUCUUAGUACACGAUGUAACUACAGAAGAGUCACGUUUUAAUAGGAAAAAUAUCAAAACUCUUUGGUUUAUUUUUGAGCGCAAUGCUAAUGGUCUAAUCAGAUUCAAUGGACUGUGCUAAGCUAUGCAAAAAGUGCUAGCGCCAGACCCGGAGAUGGGCUGAAUGGAUCCAAAACUGUAAAAAAUCUAAUGUUUAACUGGAAAAUGAGCAUAUUUUUUUAAAAAGUGGAGUGUCCAUUUAAACAUUUAGGUCCAUAUGUAUGUAUAUAAAAAAUAUUCAAAUAUUGAAGGGGACAAUUUGGCUGUUUCUUAUCAUUUGGGAGGGGCUUGUUCCCCUCAAAUGUUAAACGUUAAUUACAUUUUCACUAACAGCCCAAAUUUUGCUAGAAUUGGUUUCGGUGUAUGUAUACCUUGGGGUUUAAACCCUUGACCUUUGCACAUUUACCAGUUAAACUGCAGAAACAAGCCAUUUUGAUGGUCUUGAUACAACCACUGAUGUAGUUUUUUUUACUUGAGUCUUUAAUUGAGGAUUUUGAGUUAAGAGCAAUGAAAACCUAUAUAUAUUUUGAGCAUUGCUGUUGUAGCAGAUUAGGACAAAACUUUGAUUAUAAUGAAUGAGAACCCAAAAUGCUUUCAUGCAUCCAACCAGGCACUACAAGUAAUUCAUCCAUGUUGCUUGUAUGGCUGAGUUAUCCAAGAAGACCAAUAAAAUCUCAAGUCUUGGAUGAAAACUUUGAGAAGUUUGUCGCUUCACUUAGAACACAGUGUUUACAAGCAGUACCUCAACCCAAAAAUUCACCCCAUGAAACCUCAUAAAUUCGUCAUUCCUUAAAAAAACCAUUAUGUGAGGACAUGCUCGACCCCUAACAUCCCAUGACUCUCAUCUGUCACUUUCUUGUCGUUUGUUGGAACAAGUGGCCCGCUUGUGGAGUGCUUUUGGGGGAUGUGGUUACCCCUCUCUCCAAUGUCUUUCUUUUUGAGCAGACAUGAAUGUUUUGUAAAUGCUUUUUAAAAUUUUGGUAUAUGCUUAUUUUUACUUUACCAAAACCGGUAUGGCCGACUUAAGAGAACUGUUUGAUUUUGUAAUUAAUUUUUUUAUCACGUUUGUGUCACCUGAGCUGUUUUGCUCCAAAUGAGAAGUUUCGCAUGAGGUGACAGGAGAAGACGCUCAAAGGCUCUGAACUGUUUUCAUUUACCGAUGAAUCGAUCAAAGAAACCAUAUCGCUCUUGGUUUGAACCCACAGUGCCAGAACUGUCGCAGCACACUGUAACAUAAGUCACCGAGCGUAGAGAGAUUUGUUCGGUAUCGAUUCAGAGAUGUAUCGCAGGUCAUACGGAGGCCUGGGUUGAAUGAGCAGUAUUUGAUGUAUCAACUUGAAAAGCACCUUGUUAACGUUUUUAUCGCGAUUGGAUUCAAAGAGAAUUUUUAGCUAUCGAGUGGCCUUUUUGAAACACCAGUAACGAUAAGCCUAAGCGAAUUAUACAAACACCACCAAAAUGUUUGCUAUCUUAAGUGUCGAAAUGUGCAUCAUGUUUUGAAUGUUCGUCUGAUAUAUCAAAUACCUUAAAUGAUGUUGUGUGACCCAGGUUUCACCCAGGCAUGAUUUAAAAUUAGGCGAUUGUUUUCAGGCGAUGUCGACUUUUUGAAACAGGGUCCAGACAAGAACACAAUAACGCGCGUUAGCUACUGUAAAGUUGCGUGUCUAUGCCCUAAACCCCCAGGUAACUUUCGGGAAGCAAUAAAUGCUCAAUGAACAAGCGAAACGUGUACAGAUAAUUCUUACGGUUAAAUGUAGACGGUUGCGAAGUAGAGGUCAGGUCUAGAUAUGUAAUGAUUUGGAUUAGUUUAGGUGAAAGAUACUAUACAAUAAUGUGUGAUAUGUACGGAUUUUGCUAAUUUUAGGAAAACGAAAAACUUUAAAGAUACCAUAUUAUGUUAUAUGGAUUGGAGCGAUGUGAUACUUUAUGAGAUCAUAAUGCAUGAAUGCUUGAGCAAUAUUGUCCAACAUAAACGCUCAUUGGCUGUAGAAAGUCUCGGAAACAGGAUGUACUCGUGUUAAUCUGUCAUCUAUCCAAAUGUCACUCAUAAAAAAGCAUUUGAAGUCAUGCAGGUGUGCCUGUGCGCGUGUAUGUGCGUGUGUGCAAGUGUGCGUGUUGCUUGCUUUUUCGACAUCCAUAAUAUUAAAAAAGGCAUUUCACUGAAUACUUAUUUUUCUUAUCAUUGAAAUUGUUAACCAGUCUGCAUAAUGUAUAAAAUAAAAGUAUAUUUUAAAUAUUUUAAAAGAUAUUUUGUAUUUAACCAUAAUAAUUAAUUUCUUCACUCUUGGAUCAAGUUGGCAUUGUUAUGUUGCUGUAUAGAAUGAUAAGAAAAUUAUAUAUCUAUAAUUUUUUUUAUUGCUUAAAGUAAAAUAAAAUACAAAACAAGAAAAAAAGUUGAGUAAAUUUAACUUGAAUGUUUACAGAGACCUGCAGUGCGUCUCAUUUUGGCUCUUGAACCUUGGACUGAUAGGGGUCCUCAUUGUAAACAUUGGAAGUGAAUUACAGGAUUAUGCUUUUUUGAGUUUGUAGUAAAUGCUGCAGUAAAGUACAAAAGGCCCGUUGUUGAUAUUUUAGACACUGUAUAGCUGUAAUAUUUAUUGAAUUUACAUGAACAACAAAUUGGACAUUAAGUGGAUCCAAUUCCAGCUGCCAAUAGAAACAAGUGGUUCUGUUACAACAAAGUGCAGAUAUUACAACAUUAGAAGUGACUUGUUUGGUAAUUACAUUUAAAGCUAAAUGUGGCCUUAUUUUAUUUCAGCAUUUGUAUGUCUUCCAUUCAGAAUCAUGUACUGUUAUCAUCAUAAGCUCGUACCAACAGCUUUCUAUAAAGAAAUGAAACACAGAAGUCAAUAAAUAAGAACACGCAGCCAAAUAUUUUUCAUCUUUCUUUGCAAAAACGAUAAGUUAAUGUUUGGAUUUGAAGAAUGAUGUGUAGCACAGUCACAGGAUCUGUUCCCUCUUUCAUUGAAAAGGCCAUAACUGUUAUGAUUUCAAGCUGUUUCCAUGAGAAAAAUAUGUAGCAUUUUAUGCCAUUGUAGCAUUUAGAGAUAAAUGUGAAAUAGCCACUGAAUCAUACUGUUUUACUUUCAAUAGUAACAGUCAGGAUGAUGACACUGUCUGUAUUUUAAAACACAAGCUGCUUGUUGCGUUUUCAUGCCAAGAGUGUCAUGAGUUACAUUUUUUAUGCUAAUUUUUUAUCAUCUGACCUUACUGGAUAUCAUGGUUUGCAUUUGCAUCCAUUUUUGGUUUCAUGUUUGUAAAUGUUUUAGGCAUUUGAAAUGUAAAUAUGUGACAUAGGGAUGAAAAAAAUCGAAUUUAAUAAA